AUGAAGGAUCCUGGGGAGGAAGGGGGGAGUUUUGAGUGUUACAAUCCCUGGCGGAGUAACGAGGUGCAGGUGAGGUAUGGGCGCUCGGCACUGUCGCAGCCUGAAGACCAUACUCGGCCACUGGUGAAAGAGGCUGACGUGGAGGGGGGAGAGGUGCUCUACCUGGUUCAGCUACUGUGGCUAGUGAACGUCAGCAGUUGUGGCUGGAACGUCAGAUAUGACGAGUGGGUCAAAGCCGACAAGAUUGUACGUCCGGCCAAUAAGAAUGUUCAGAAGAUCAAGCAUCGCAAGAAAAUAAAGAACAAAGCGGAGAGAGACCGCCUGGAACAACUGAACGCAGACCUGGGGAGUCCAUCCCCCAUCAACCUACGUGUCCCUCGCCCCUCCUCCAAACUCCUCGGCCAUGGCUAUGGCUCAUGUCCCGGCUUGGCCCACGAGCGCCAUGUCUUCUCCAAGAUGGAGGACGCCUCAGAUAGUUCAACAGAUGACAUUGAUCACCAGGAUGAGGAGGGUGAUUGUGAAGACGAAGAUGACCGUCCACGGAGGCGCUGCGGUCUCAGAAAGGGGGUUACCCCAGAACAUCUCAGAAACGGGGUUCCGCCCGAACCACCUCACGCCUUAGACCACUGGGAGGGUGCCACCUUUACCGAUGUCCCCAAAACCCCAUUGGUCGCAGGAAAUGGCCAAGAACCAAUCAACAAAGAUGCCCUGGAGGCAGUGAAAUGGCGAAGCCAACCAGAGUUUGAGGGUGAAAGGGAGGGGCCGGGUAGUUCUGCCUCGAGGAAGAGGAAGUCAGAGGGAGCAACCGGGGAGUGGUCCGAACGCACCCCUAAAGGACCCCUGUCCAAAACCAAGCUCCCCACCCGGAGCAUCAGGAACGCUGACUGGCUGUCGAGAGACCCCCGGAAGGCCGAGGAGAGAGGCGGGCCAGCAGGAGGACCCUCUUCUAGUAGCAGCUCAGACGAUGAAGGAGGAGCACCACCUCCCACUGAUCCCAACCAAUCAGAGACCGACCGAGAGAGAGAGCGACCCAGUUCCUGUCCAAGACCCAAACCUUCCCUCUCCAGGAAGUACAACGGCAUGAAGGACAAGACCGACAAAGGAGGCGGGAGUGGCAGUGGCGCCCGCCCUGCAGGAUUCUGGGAUAUUCCUGAGAAGAGGGCCAAGAUGGCUGCUACAGCGGAUGAGAGGGAGAGGCAGGUGGGUGGGGGCCGCACCAAGGGCCAGAAGGAUGUGUGGUCCAGUAUUCAGGCCCAGUGGCCCAAGAAGACCCUGAAGGAGCUGUUCUCUGACUCCGACACAGAGGCUGCUAACUCCCCUCCUCCCCCUGGACCGGCCCAGUCCUUCUCAUCAGGCCUGGAUGAGAGUGAGAGCAAGGGGGAGCGGAACAGGGACGGAGACGAGGCAGGAGGCGGCCCGGAGAGGGAGGACCCCGAGACCUCAGAGGAGAACCAGGAGAAGGAGAGGAGGAGUGAGCAGGAGGAGUUCCCCUCCAGCGGCUCUAACUCAGUCCUCAACACCCCUCCUACAACCCCAGAGUCCCCCUCUAUGGAGGGUAUUAGUAGUGGGGCCAUUGCGCAAAGCUCUGGGACUGGUUCAAACUGGACUCAGCCCUCCUCUCCUCCCCCCUCCACAGGGGCCCCUGCACUGGGUAAAACCCCCUCUGACCCCCUGACUCCAGGAUGCCCCAACCCCCUGCCGGGUCACAGUGAGACAGAAAGCAGUACGGUGGAGGUGGAGAGUCUGAACCAGGACUUACCCCCAGUGUCUGCCAGUCACAAGCGUCAGAAUGAACAGCAGGCAGGAGGAGCAGCAAAGAAACCCAAGCCAAACAGGAAGAGCUCCGUGCCUCCCAAGAAGAACAACAGGAAAACUGCCCACAGCAGUGACAGUGAAGACCAGUUAGUGGGUGAGAGUAUGGCUAAGUCUUCAGCCUCCAAGACCCAUGGUGCAGCAGACAUGAAGGGGUCCAUCUCCCCCAAGUGUCUCGGCCAGGGACAGGUUGAGGGACACACCCCUCCAUCCAGCCAGAAGUACCACAAGGAGCAGCAGCAUGGGGACCCCGACCACCCUCACCACAGAGAGCACCAUGGCAGAACACCAUCCGUCUACAAGUGGAGCUUCCAGAUGUCGGACCUGGAGAAGAUGUGUAGUCUGGAGAGGAUCUCCUUCCUCCAGGAGAAGCUGCAGGACAUCAGGAACCACUACCUGUCUCUCAAGUCUGAGGUGGCGUCCAUCGACAGACGACGCAAACGCAUCAAGAAGAAAGAGAGAGAGAGUACAGUGGCUGCAUCUUCCUCCUGUCUCUCGUCCCGUCUCCAGCUCUCUAACACGCAGCGGUGA
This is a messenger RNA of Salvelinus sp. IW2-2015, 2343 nucleotides long. Its product is annotated as AT-rich interactive domain-containing protein 4B-like. Gene Ontology annotation, molecular function: transcription cis-regulatory region binding. Gene Ontology annotation, cellular component: nucleus. The record is from RefSeq and is a predicted model, not a curated record. Gene Ontology annotation, biological process: regulation of transcription by RNA polymerase II. NCBI's taxonomy places the organism in Eukaryota, Metazoa, Chordata, Actinopteri, Salmoniformes, Salmonidae.